ACGGUGAUUUAAAUCCGGACGGAGAGGGAAGGUGUCCGUGUGCGAGACAGGAGCGUCUCUGUGAAGAGCGAGUGUGCGCUUUGUUGGCUGCCACACGGUGGAGCAAAGACUAUCCACACAUAUUAUCAAUAUUUACAUUUUUUUUUUCGAGCAUCCCCCUCCCCCCCGAAUUGAGACACAAAGUUUUGACAUCCCGAGCAAACUUUUACGACCCCACAUUUCUGUGUGGUUACACUUUUCCACUUUAUAUUUAUCUCACAGCAACAAGUGUUUGCUGGCUAUGAGCGAGAGAUUGUUUAGGUAUUAGUUUUCUACAUACAGAAAAAAAAGCCAAUGACACAUUAGCGGCUGUUAAUUGCGCUCUGGUCACCCAGUGUUCCACCUCCGUGACACCGGACUGCGAUGAUCGUGUCCAACGUGAGCCUGAGCGGCUGCGCAGGGGUCAACAGCGCUCUGUGCGCCGGAGCCGCGGAAGGGCAGCUAGGAGGAGGCUCAUACCGGACCACCCUCACCCCGACGGGGAACCUGAUCGUGGCUGUGUGCCUGGGCUUCAUCGGCACUUUCGGACUUAUGAACAAUCUGCUAGUGCUCGUGUUGUUCUGUCGCUACAAGAUGCUGCGGUCGCCCAUCAACCUGCUCCUGAUUAACAUUUCCAUCAGCGACCUGCUGGUGUGCGUACUGGGGACUCCGUUCAGCUUCGCGGCCAGCACGCAGGGAAGAUGGCUCAUAGGAAAAGAGGGGUGCGUGUGGUACGGCUUCGCGAACUCCCUGUUUGGCAUCGUGUCCCUCAUCUCUCUGGCUGUCCUGUCCUAUGAACGCUACAGCACCAUGAUGGCCCCCACCGAGGCAGACUCCUCCAAUUACUGUAAGAUCUCCCUGGGUAUCACCCUGUCUUGGGUCUACUCCCUCAUCUGGACUGUCCCACCACUCUUUGGCUGGAGCAGCUAUGGCCCUGAGGGUCCCGGGACCACAUGCUCUGUCGACUGGACAGCCAAGACGGCAAAUAACAUAUCUUACAUCAUCUGCCUGUUUACCUUCUGCCUCAUCGUGCCGUUCGUGGUGAUCGUGUUCUGCUAUGGGAAGCUGCUGUGUGCCAUAAAACAGGUCAGCGGGAUCAAUGCAUCGAUGAGCAGGAAACGUGAGCAGCGUGUCCUGUUCAUGGUGGUGAUUAUGGUGAUCUGCUACUUGUUGUGCUGGCUGCCGUACGGCAUCAUGGCCCUCCUGGCCACGUUUGGGCCCCAGGGCCUGGUCACGCCCGAAGCGAGCAUCAUCCCUUCUGUCCUGGCCAAGACGAGCACAGUCAUCAACCCCAUCAUCUAUGUCUUCAUGAAUAAACAGGUGAGAGGGGAGAAAGGCUCAUAG
This is a messenger RNA of Scatophagus argus, 1362 nucleotides long. Its product is annotated as opsin-3-like. Gene Ontology annotation, biological process: visual perception; G protein-coupled receptor signaling pathway. The record is from RefSeq and is a predicted model, not a curated record. Bases 403 to 1362 code for a protein of 319 amino acids. Gene Ontology annotation, molecular function: G protein-coupled receptor activity. Lineage: Eukaryota; Metazoa; Chordata; Actinopteri; Scatophagidae. The transcript has 3 exons. Gene Ontology annotation, cellular component: membrane; photoreceptor outer segment.